UGAUGCGGGAAGCAAUUCAUACAUAACCUCUCAUUUGUGCUAGAAUCUUGUUUACUGUAAGAUUGUGACUUACGAAAAUUAAUAAGUGUAUUAUAUUAGAAGAAAAAACAAUACUGUUACCCAUAUCGACAUAAAGAGUAUUGUUGACAAAUUCAUAGAUAAACAUUAAAAUGCCGAGUGUCAAAAGAACUUUGCCAAAUAUUCUCAUUACAGGUACUCCUGGAGUAGGUAAAAGUACUAUGGCAGAGCAAUUAGCAGGAAAAACGGGUCUUACUUGGCGAGAUGUUAGUAAAUUAGCGAAUGAAAACAAAUGUUUAAAAGAAUACGAUGAAGUUUAUAAAUGCCCUGUUCUUGAUGAAGAUAAGUUGCUGGACAUUAUGGAAGAGUUUAUGAAUAAGGGUGGAAAUAUCGUGGACUAUCAUGGUGCUGAUUUCUUUCCGGAACGAUGGUUUGACAUCGUAUUUGUUCUUAGAACUGAUAACACCAUUUUAUAUGACCGUUUAACUGCUAGAGGAUAUGAGGGUAAGAAGCUAGAGGAUAAUAUUGAUUGUGAAAUAUUUCAAACGAUCCUUGAAGAAGCUAAAGCAUCCUACAAAGAUGAGAUCGUUCAUGAGUUGAAAAACAACACUUCAGAACAAAUGGAAGAAAAUAUUAAUAGAGUAUGCCAGUGGCUUGAUCAAUGGAAGAAAGAUAAUGAUAUUGUAUGAAUAAUGUAAAGGCUGAAAUAUUUUAUAAAACGUAUGAAUUAUAUUA
Messenger RNA from Chelonus insularis, 753 nucleotides. It is a transcript of the gene Ak6, whose product is annotated as adenylate kinase isoenzyme 6. Gene Ontology annotation, molecular function: ATP hydrolysis activity; ATP binding; AMP kinase activity. The coding region runs from base 171 to 707 and encodes 178 amino acids. Gene Ontology annotation, cellular component: nucleus; cytoplasm. Lineage: Eukaryota; Metazoa; Arthropoda; Insecta; Hymenoptera; Braconidae. The transcript is spliced from 3 exons. The record is from RefSeq and is a predicted model, not a curated record.